Messenger RNA from Rubroshorea leprosula, 1222 nucleotides. The record is from the annotation of a GenBank genome assembly. Lineage: Eukaryota; Viridiplantae; Streptophyta; Magnoliopsida; Malvales; Dipterocarpaceae.
GCCAUGCUUUCCUCUUGCGACGUGCUCCGACGCCGCACGACAACCGCCUUGGCCGUUGUUGCUCUCUCUGGUCUCCUCCUUUAUGCCUUCGCGGAUUCCCACAGUUUCCUUCGUCUAUCCACCAUUUUCUCUUCCUCCUCUCUGUUCAACAGCAGCAAUUCUUUGACUUCGGUUAAGGAGCAACCAAAACUUGAAAAAAUCUUGAAGAAUGCUGCCACGAAAGAUAACACUGUUAUUAUAACAACUUUAAACGAAGCAUGGGCAGCUCCCAAUUCUUUACUGGACCUUUUCCUCGAGAGUUUUCGACUUGGGAAUGGCACUGAUAAGCUUUUGAACCAUUUGGUGAUCAUUGCCAUGGAUCAAAAGGCAUACGAGCAUUGUCUUGUUGUGCAUAAGCAUUGCUUCACUCUUGUUACUGAUGGGAUUGAUUUUCACCAAGAAGCUGGCUUCAUGACUCCAAUCUACUUGACCAUGAUGUGGAGGAGGACCGAAUUUCUGCAACAUGUCCUUGAGAUGGGUUACAACUUCAUUUUCACGGAUACUGAUAUCAUGUGGUUUAGGGACCCAUUUCCACAGUUCUAUUCAGAUGCUGAUUUCCAGAUUGCGUGCGAUCAGUACACAGGAAAGCCCAAUGAUAUGAAUAAUCGACCUAAUGGAGGGUAUAUGUAUGUAAAGUCAAAUAAUCGAUCACGAGAGUUUUACAAAUUUUGGACCACUUCACGGGAAACUUAUCCUGGAACCAACGAGCAAGAUGUGUUUAAUAUUAUCAAGUUUGAUCCUUACAUCUCAAAAAUUGGAUUUAAGGUGAAGUUUUUAGAUACUGCUUACUUUGGUGGGUUUUGCACACCCAGCAGAGAUUUAAAUUUGGUUUGUACAAUGCAUGCCAAUUGUUGUUUUGGCUUAGAUAACAAGCUUUAUGACCUGAGACUUAUGCUUCAAGACUGGAGGGCCUUUAUGUCAUUACCUAAGGAUUUGAAGCAUGAAUGGAUCGUUUCAUGGAGGGUACCACAGAAAUGCAAGUACUCAAAACCACCUAAAAAGUUGUAAUGAGUUUUGCUCUAGUUUCUGUCUCCCUUCAUGAUUCCAUUAUGUCCUUAUAGCGUGUCAAUUUUAGAAGAGCUACUGAAGACUUGUAUUAAUUUGAUGUAUGGAAUGUGUAUAACACACCUCCUUAGGUACUUUUAGUCCCAGAGGAGUUUUGAAAUAAAAAUUAUAGUAAAAG